Tetrapisispora phaffii CBS 4417 is the source of this 1542-nucleotide messenger RNA. It is a transcript of the gene PPT1, whose product is annotated as protein serine/threonine phosphatase. The record is from RefSeq and is a predicted model, not a curated record. Gene Ontology annotation, molecular function: protein binding; protein serine/threonine phosphatase activity. The coding region runs from base 1 to 1542 and encodes 513 amino acids. The transcript has a single exon. Gene Ontology annotation, cellular component: nucleus; cytosol. NCBI's taxonomy places the organism in Eukaryota, Fungi, Ascomycota, Saccharomycetes, Saccharomycetales, Saccharomycetaceae.
AUGUCAUCGCCAUCGCAAGAGGAUAUUGCCACUGCAUUAGAUUUCAAAAAUAAAGGUAAUGAAUAUAUAAAGAAAAGCGAUUAUGAUUCAGCUAUAGAGUUUUAUAGCAAAGCCAUUGCUUUAGACAGCACACAGUCAAUUUAUUUUUCUAAUAGGGCAUUGGCACAUUUAAAACAAGAUAACUUUUACUCUGCUGUUGUUGAUUGUGAUAAUGCUUUAAAGCUUGACCCAAAAAAUAUAAAAGCUUAUCACAGGAGAGGUUUAUCAUACGUCGGUAUUUUAGAAUUCAGAAAAGCCAAAAAUGACUUAAAUGUUGUUUUAAAGGCUAAGCCAAAUGAUAUUACAGCCUCUAAUGCAUUAAAAGUAUGUGAAAAUUUUAUCCGAGAAGAAAGGUUUAAAAAUGCUAUAGGUGGAAGUGGUGAUAAUGCAAAAUCUAAUAUUUGUCAAACCUUGAAUUUAGAGUCAUUCAAUGCGAAUGCAGACUUGAAGACAUACAAAGGUCCAAAAUUAAAUUUUAAGCAACUGACAGAUGAAAAAAAUUCGCCAGCAGGUGUUGAAGUUGAAAAUAUGUCACAAGAAUUUAUUUCUGGUAUGGUUAAUGAUAUAUUUUUAAAAGGUAAAACUAUCCCAAAACAAUAUGCAGCAGCUAUAAUAUCUCAUGUUGAUAGAAUUUUCUUAUCUGAGCCAACCCUUGUUGAGCUAUCCAAUGAAAACACCAAAGAGGUUAAAAUUUCAGUGUGUGGUGACACACAUGGCCAGUUUUAUGAUGUCUUAAAUAUAUUCAAAAAGUUCGGGAAAGUUAGCAAAGACCACAUAUAUUUAUUCAAUGGUGACUUAGUGGAUCGUGGUUCUUGGUCCUGUGAAGUAGCUCUAUUAUUUUACUCAUUAAAGAUUUUAUAUCCAAAGAAUAUCUAUUUAAAUAGAGGUAAUCAUGAAACUGAUAAUAUGAAUAAGAUUUACGGUUUUGAAGACGAAUGUAAAUAUAAAUAUUCACAACGUAUUUUCGACUUAUUCUCAUUAAGUUUUGAAAGUUUGCCAUUGGCAACUUUAAUCAACAACGAUUAUCUAGUUAUGCACGGUGGUUUACCAAGUGAUGAAAAAUCAACUCUUGAUGAUAUCAGAAACUUAGAUAGAUUUUCUCAACCACCAAGAGAAGGUUUAUUUAUGGAAUUAUUAUGGUCAGAUCCACAAGCAGCAAAUGGUUUGGGUCCAUCGCAACGUGGUUUAGGUUUUGCGUUUGGUCCAGAUAUUACAGCUAAAUAUUUAGAAAGAAAUAAGCUUCGUAAAGUUUUUAGGUCUCAUGAAGUUAGAAUGACGGGUGUAAAGUAUGAACAUGAUGGUAAACUAGUGACUGUUUUCAGUGCUCCAAAUUACUGUGAUUCCCAAGGUAACUUAGGUGGUAUAAUUCAUAUUACGCCAGACAAUGGUGUAUUAUUACAAAAUGGCAAUGAUGAUGAAAAUUUGAUUGUUGAAACUUUUACAGCAGUUGAACAUCCAGAUGUCAAGCCAAUGGCUUACUCUAACGGUGGUUUGGGUUUUUAG